This is a messenger RNA of Triticum aestivum (bread wheat), 2240 nucleotides long. Its product is annotated as receptor-like protein kinase FERONIA. Gene Ontology annotation, biological process: protein phosphorylation. The transcript is spliced from 2 exons. The record is from RefSeq and is a predicted model, not a curated record. Gene Ontology annotation, molecular function: ATP binding; transmembrane receptor protein tyrosine kinase activity. Lineage: Eukaryota; Viridiplantae; Streptophyta; Magnoliopsida; Poales; Poaceae. Bases 279 to 2039 code for a protein of 586 amino acids.
GUUUUCUGAUCGCCUGGUCCUUAGACCACCAACCCAAGGCGUAGCUACACUGCCAAUGAUGUAUCAUCCGUCCUGUAGACAUUCGACCUUGUCUUCACUGGCAACUUCAGCUAUCUUAUCAGGUCAGGUCCUGUUGCACAUUCACCAGAAAGCAAGAAAAGGAUAGAAAAUGAACUUUGUUCCGCUAAUUCUUGAAAACUCUGCAUUUGCUUGAUACAUUUGCUCUUGGAACAAUAUAUCAAAGAAGAGAAGGUCCCAGGCAUUAGAUCUUGACAGACAUGAGCAAUGGCUUACUCAAUCCAUCAUUCCAGAUAUUUGCCUACCUAUGCCUUGCACUGAUAGCUCUCUUGUUUCCCGUGGUGUCUGCCGACUGGAAAGGCUCUGAACAGUUCAGCGUAAGCUGUGGUACCACCAGCAAUGCCAGUGAUUCUGAUGGUCGAACAUGGUAUGGGGACGCUAACUAUGGGUUAGAUUUUCCUGGCUUUUCAGCCAAGGCAUCAUACCAGGACCCUUCACUUCCUUCCCCAGUACCUUACAUGACUGCUCGCAUCCUCACUUCGAAUUUCACAUAUCCUUUUGGGUUUGGCCCUGGCCGCAUGUUCCUUCGGCUCUACUUCUAUCCAACUUCUUAUGCUGAACAUACUGCUGCAGAUGCCUUGUUUAGUGUCACUGCAGGGAUCCAUAGCCUUCUAAGUGACUUCAAUCCUUUCCAGACUGCUCAGGCCAUGGGUCGCACUUACCUCAUCCGUGAAUACUCCUUGAAUGUUACUUCAGAUCAACUCAAUGUCACAUUUUCCCCAUCAACACACCAUGCUGGGUCUUAUGCGUUUGUGAAUGGCAUCGAAAUUGUGCACACUCCUGACAUUUUCACGAUGCCAGUGCCAAGAUUCACGAAUGGUGGGAACCCAGAUCUAUUCCCAAUUUCCUCUAGCAUAGCCCUUGAAACAAUGUACCGUCUUAAUGUUGGGGGUACGACGCUCCCUGCGAGAUAUGAUAAUGGCUUUUACCGCUCAUGGGAAGAUCACGGCCGCUAUAUUUCUGGAUCUUCAGUUGGCUUGAAUUUGUUCAAAAACAGAAAUGUCACAAUCAGUUACCCACUUCGCAUGCCGGAUUACAUAGCACCAAUCUAUAUCUAUGAGACAGCAGUAUCCAUGGGGAGAGAUGCAGGUAUCAACAUGGGGUACAAUCUUACAUGGAUUUUGCUUGUCGAUGCAGGGUUCUACUACCUUCUGAGGUUCCAUUUCUGUGAGAUCCAGUAUCCAAUAACCAAGGUAAACCAGAGGAGUUUCUUCAUAUACAUCAACAACCAGACAGCAGUGGAGCAGAUGGAUGUCAUUCUUUGGAGCGGAGGAAUCGGUAUACCAGUUUACACCAACUACGUUGUUGUCACAGUUGGUCAUGGUCAGACAGAUCUGUGGGUAGCACUCCACCCUGAUCUCAGUAGCCGACCACAAUAUUAUGAUGCAAUUCUAAAUGGCCUGGAAGUAUUCAAGCUACAGGAUAACAGCAAUAAUAAUCUUGCAGGUGUCAACCCUACACCCAAGCAAAAUCGUGAUAGGGCAGCAUCUCAUGGUCAAGAUAAAACAAAUGCUAGAAUCCCAGCGAUCAUUGGUGGUGGAGCUGCUUCUGGUGUCUUGGCUUUGUUCAUUUCCAGUUUCUGCAUUUAUGUUAUGUACAGGCGGAAGAAAACUAACUACACUCAUGGCAAGACCAAUGGGCAUCCUCCCAACGGAGAUAGAGAAUUGCUAUUGGCCACCUCGCACUCGAAGGAUUUGAAGCUUUGCCACAACUUCUCGUUCAAGCAAAUCCAGGAAGCCACCAACAACUUCGAUGAGACCUUUCUCCUAGGCAAAGGUGGGUUUGGGAAUGUAUACCACGGUCAGAUAGCUGGUAGGCUGAAGGUGGCAAUCAAGCGUGGUAACCCUCAGCCCCAGCAGGGCAUCCAGGAAUUUCAGAAUGAAAUUGAGAUGUUGACCAAUCUCCGGCAUCGCCACCUUGUGUCCACUAGUAGAAAAAGGGUCAAAUGUAAAGCACAUUAGUGCCGGUUUGUAUUUGAGCCGGCACUAAUGUAUACAUUAGUGCCGGUUCCAACGGCUAGCCGGGCCCCUUUCAUUAGUACCGGUUCGUGACGAACCUUUAUCACCGGUUCGUGCCACGAACCGGUGCUAAUGAGAGUGGUGGCAGGAUGUUGUCAGAAUGGGGCCCCUCCAGCCUCUUUAGUACCGGUUCUUGGCACAAAC